Messenger RNA from Blepharisma stoltei, 1909 nucleotides. The record is from the annotation of a GenBank genome assembly. NCBI's taxonomy places the organism in Eukaryota, Ciliophora, Heterotrichea, Heterotrichida, Blepharismidae.
AUGAGAUCUGGGAGUCUUGAUGAAAUGGAACUAAAAGUCCUUGGCAUGCUUUUUCCCGAAUUAUUUAGAAAUCGCCUAGAAAGCCUAAAACAAGAAGUUAUAGCGCAAUCUGGGAUUUCUGAGAUAAGAAUUGAUAUCUCCAAAUGUUUCUCUGAUGCUAUUGAAGUCUUUAUAACUGGUGGAAACAAUGAAAUUAUUUCAGCAUGCAACAUUAUUUUUGAAAGCUUUAUAUCAGAUCCAUUCAGCAGAGCACGUAUGGAUAUACUUAUUCCCGAACAAAAUGCAGGCAAAAUUAUUGGCUUUAAAGGGAAAAAUAUAACUAAGCUUUGCAGAAAUACUAGAGCAAACAUAAAUAUUAGCAAAUAUUCCUCUACAUUAAGAGUAGGCAAUAUUGAAGGGACGCUUGAGAUGAUUCUUAAAGCAGUAAAACAAAUAUUUUAUUCAAUUUAUGAUAUCCCUGAUAACUCAGAAAAUUUAGAUGAGUCUUUUCAUUCAACUCAGUCUAACCCAGGAGCUCCAAGGGUGAUUAUGAAAAAAGUAUGUUGUUUGAGGGCAAAAACUGUCCAUAUACUUUUUAUGCAUGAUUAUUAAAAAUUUCGAAUUUUUUAUAUUAAAAAAGGCUAUUAAAAACACAGUGCACUUUUUUCAAAAUUACCCAGCUCCAAAACCUCCAUCACAAAAGAACAAAAAGAAAAACUUCGAAAAAAGAGUAGAGAGGGAAACAGUAGAAGAAAUAACGAAAAUGAUAACAGUUCCUCAAAAUAUGGUAGGAUGGCUUUUAGGAAGACAUAUGGUAGGGCUUCAGAAGCUAAAAGAGCUGUCUGAAUGCGAUAUUACUCUACAGUAUAAGUUAGGAAUUAGCUAUUUAAAAAGAUUAAAAAGAUUAAAAAAAUUAUCGAUGAAAAUUAUUAAUAUUAUUGUACUUGAUUCUGCAUGUGUUGGCAUUAAUACAGAAGCAGAAGAAAUGAGAUUCUUUCAAGUAAAAGGACUUCCUAAAAAAGUAGAUAUUGCCAUUGAACUAAUAAAAGCGGAGACUAACAAAUUUAAGCUAAAAGAAAUUCAAAAAGAGUCAAAAUCAAAUAGUAAAAACCAAAUGAAAAAUAAAGAAAAAGAUGCUAGUGGGCCAGAAGAUGAAGAAAAGAAAAAUGAGACUGAAAAUGUUACUGAGAAAAAGUGGAAAAAGAAAAAUAAAAAUAAAUAUACUAAAAAAGAGAUCAAGGAAGAACAAAAAAAUAUUCCGCUUAUAGAAGAUUUUACAAAGCUUAAUAUCCCAAGAAAUCAAAAAGCUGUCUCUCUCGUCAUUGGACAAACAGGAUCUGGAAAAUCCACAUUUAUCAACUAUCUCACCAACUUUUUCAGAAAAGGGACACUCGAAAAUAAAAAAAUAGCAAUCCCAACAAAAACUUUUCCAAACCAAACCGAAAGAGAUUUCAAUCACACAGAAAGACUGCUAAGUUCAGAUCAUUCCCAAACCAAUAAUUGCUGUGCAUAUAAUUUUAAGGAUCUUGAAAGUUCAAGCACUUUCACCUUUAUUGACACUCCUGGUAUAGGUGAUACUCGAGGUGUCGAUCAAGAUGACGAAAAUAUCCAAAAAAUAAUAAAAGAAGUAGUAAAUUAUCCAGAUAUCAAUGCAAUUAUUAUUGUUCAAAAUGGCAGUGAAGCUAGAAACACUGCAAGCGUUAAAUACACCCUGAACAAGCUCAGAAACUCUCUUCCGUCACUUGUUGAAAAAAAUGUAAUUCUUGUAGUUCAAAUUUUAAUGAAGGGUCUUUACAGAUUGUCCCAAGAAAAAAAAUUAUGAUGGACAAUAACGCGUUUAAUGUCGAAAAUUUCCAAAAUCUUGAUGAAUUUCAACGAAGCCAUUUGCAAUUGAGCUGAAACAGUUCUAUGGGAAAAAUCAAAGAGCUAG